AUGAAAAUUGAAAAGCUGCGCCACAUCUUCAAAGGUAGAGGCAAAAGUUUAAAGUGUGUAGAAUUUCCCGAUCUGGCAAGGAUUUUGGAGUUUGCUUUUGGAGAAGGUGAUCUGUGGACAGGGCGGGUGGGGGGCUUGAAAGUCACCCCAGACUAACUGACACAGUGCUUUAUAGAGCGGCUGACAGUAACACUAUCAUGAGACACACGAGGGAGACUAUUCUUGCUUUAGCUCCUGAGGGUUUUAAAAUCAGCUUGUCCACCUGCUUCAAUUACAGCCAAAAUUACCGAGAGGGAACGUACCAGGCCAGAAGACACCAUUCAGGAAGAGGUAUCAACGCCUGUCUAUCCUUGCACAAACCACCUAGAAUUGGGGUUGAGCAAUUUGUUAUCAAUUUACACUGGUCCACUCAGAAUGUGAAUCUCACAUUGGACAUGGCUCAUUCGUUUCCCAAUGAAAUUUUAAAUGACUCAAAGGACGCCAAGACGAAAAUAAACGCCGACAUAUCACCUGUUCAGAAACCCGGCAAAAGUUGGCGGAAAAUAAUCCUCCCCGAUCACGACUGGAAUAGGCCCGCUCAAAAUGCAAUCACACCAAUGAGUCACCUGUUUAUACAGACAGAUUUGACUCUUGAAGAUAAAAAGGAACAAAAUCUUGUCUACAGCGUUCGGAGAACAGGCGCAGCAGCUACUCUUUUAAAUAUAUCCUACUUUGAGCGUGAAACCAUACACCGAGUUUUCAAUGAAAUCUUUCUUCUUUUAAGAAAUCCAUCACUAGAUCAUCUGUUCAGAAACCCAGACACUGGCAAAUUAAAAAAACACUUUGCAUUCAUCGUGGAUAAUAGUCCAUCAGAGGCCCCAUCGAACCCUUUGGUGCAAAUGUGGCUGGUUCGUUUAGCAAGGGUAUUGAAACUGAAAUCAAUAACACAAAAGUCUUUUGCAGAGUACCAUAGUAAAAGAAAUCUAGUAGAACGAGUCCACGCUGUUCAGAAUCAUGCCCUGUCAAAUGAGCAGUUUUCAAGCAAGGGAAUUUAA
Porites evermanni is the source of this 1034-nucleotide messenger RNA. The record is from the annotation of a GenBank genome assembly. Lineage: Eukaryota; Metazoa; Cnidaria; Anthozoa; Scleractinia; Poritidae.